Messenger RNA from Apis laboriosa (Himalayan honeybee), 4700 nucleotides. RefSeq lists its product as uncharacterized. The record is from RefSeq and is a predicted model, not a curated record. Gene Ontology annotation, molecular function: alpha1-adrenergic receptor activity. The coding region runs from base 361 to 2784 and encodes 807 amino acids. NCBI's taxonomy places the organism in Eukaryota, Metazoa, Arthropoda, Insecta, Hymenoptera, Apidae. Gene Ontology annotation, biological process: cell-cell signaling; adenylate cyclase-activating adrenergic receptor signaling pathway; phospholipase C-activating G protein-coupled receptor signaling pathway. Gene Ontology annotation, cellular component: membrane. The transcript is spliced from 3 exons.
GGAAGGAACGUUUGUUUCGCGAUAGAAUGUUUUUUCAUGCUGCAGUUUAUAUCUAUCAUAUAUAGGCAGCUUUAGCUAGGUGGAUUAACAUGCGAAAUUAUUCAUUAUUUACACCUAAUUGUUGAUAUAUUUCCUAUGGAAAUAUGCAUGGUGUAUCAAACUUUAAUCAGAAUCUUUUUGGCGAUGCCGUUUGACAGCUUAACUCUUUUUUAAGUUUGAAAUAAAUUCACUUUUCUGGCUUGAUAUAAUUGUUAAAAGGAUCCGUAAAUUAUACGCCAAUUGGAAUUUACUUCAAAUGGAUUGAUCUUUUCUCUUGAUCAAGGAAUUUUGUUCGAAUUGUGUAAUAUCUAUUAUACAUGAAUGGUUGGAGAUUUGCCAGACAUCGUCGGAGAAGGACCGAUUUCAGAUCUAGGAGAUCUAAAAGGAUGGUGGAAUAAUCACGCUAUAGUAGUCUGGAGUUUUGUUCUUUUCGGUUGUUUCUUACUAAAUGUCACGCUUCUAUUGGCAUUCCUUAUACGUCCGUCAUUACGGACAAUUUCUAACAGGUUUGUCAUGAAUUUAACAGUGUCGAACCUGUUGGUAUGCGCUAUCGUGAACCCAUUGUUAAUUAUGGACGCUGCUUCGACAUCGUCCAAUUCCUUCAUAGCCGAAUCUCAAUCCAUUGGAAGUAUUUGCGCGAUAUCAGAAGGUGCCGUGGCUAUUGUUACCACAUCCUCAGUCUUUUCGGUCCUAUUGAUCGCCAUGGAUCAAUACUUUGCCGUGGUAGAUCCUCUGCGUUACCGAGCUCGCGUGGACAAACUGAAAUCUGGAAUAUUGAUUAUUUCAACCUGGUUCAUCUCCAUAAUUUUUGGCUUCCUCGCUUUUUUUAAUCCAAAUCCUCAAAGUUUCUGGCAAUCUUGCAUAUCCAGAAACAAAAAUUUAUUUUCCAAUAUUUCCUUCGAUUUUCUAACAACAGAAUCAACAGUUACUAUAUUGGAUAACAACACCAACGAUCUGAACAUCAAUGGAAUUUCUGAAAUAAUGGAAACUGUCGAGUCUAUCAGACUCGACGAAAAUAUGGAUCUCAUAGAGAAUACUACUACUGUGAUCUUUGAUACGCUUACAAAUGAUACAAUUACUUACGGCUUUGUCUAUGCUAUCGUGUACAGUAUAUUCGCUUAUUUCAUCCCAUUUGUUGCUGUUUGCUGGAUUUAUGUUAGCAUCUAUGUGGCUGCACGUAGAAAUUCGGAAAGGACUAGAAAAAGUGGAUCUAGACCUAUAUUAUCGUCAUCCAGUUUCACAGAAGAUCAAAAUGGUCCACCUAGGCUUCAACGUCUUCAGACGGAUACCAUUGAGGAUUUUCGCAAGUUGCCGAAGAUAUCGAGUUUAUCGUCAAUAGAUGAGACGAGCGAAACUAUGCAACCGACUGGUCAAUUAUCUCGAAGACGAUCAUUUUCGUCUUCCAUGGAUAUAGAAGAAUCUUCUCCUCCUUUAGAGGAUAAGACAUCUUCGGGCAUUGUCUUCACAGUCGAUUUACAAAGAGUUGAAAUGACUCAAUUCACAAAUGAUGAAAAAAAUUGUAAAAAUGAUAAUUCGUACAAUGAUUUAGUGAUUGAACAAAAUAUCGAUCAAAAUAAGUAUCGAGAGCAAGAUCUGGAGUCUGAAAAAAACGACAGAUCAUCGAAAGAUUUGAAAGAAAACGAACAAGUGACGGAUAAUUGGAUGUCAAGAAGUUUAGAUAUCGAGGAAAGCAAUGAAUCUAAAAACGAAGUUCGUUUCGAUUAUUUUGAUAAUUUAAACGUUCAUAAUAAAAAGUUUUCCUUAGCUCUUUGCGAUAACAAUUCAUUAAAAUCAUUGAAAAUUUUUCAAAUGGAAGGAGAAGAAAGUUUAAAUAAUGAAGUCAAGCAAAAUGAGCUAAAAGUAAUUCAUGAAAUUAAUGAUCAAAGAGAAGAACAUAUAUUACAAGUAGAUGAUGACUUGACAAAUCAAUUAUCAAACCAAGGAGAUUCUAAAAUAUCACCGAGUCCUUCAGAAGUGAGAUCAAACCGUAGAUUAUCGACGUUCUUUAAUACAGACACUUUGCAGAACACAUGUGAAGAUAGUACCAAGACUGAGAAAGAUAAUAACGGUAGCAAUGUUAUUAUAGAAUCGUCCUCGUGUCUGCUGACGCCAAUAGUGACGAUUACACCGGCUCCAAGUAAAAACGAUAGCUUGCAUCGUGUGUCAAGCGUGAGGAGUACCUCGAGCUACAUAAAUUCGUUGAAAGACCGGAUAAGCAAUGGUUCUAUAUUUAGGCACAGAGAAGAGACCAGAGCAGCGCGAAUAAGCGCUCUGGUAAUCGUGAUGGGUCUGACUUGUUGGUCGCCAUAUGUAAUAUUGUUGGUAAUGAAAAAUCUACCUCGGUAUACUGACCAACAUUUGUCUCAUAAAUACGACGUACUGGCCUCCAGUUUCUUGAUUCUGGCCGCCUAUAUUAGUCCAUUGUUAUUCGGUUAUCGAUCAAAACGAGUGAAGCGUGAAUUGAGGAAGUUCUUCUGCUUCAGAAGAGAAUUAUCUUAUAAAAAUAAUCGAAGUUUGAUGGCCAAGAAAGUGUUGAAAAGACGGCAUAGUAGCAAUCUUAGUCAUUUCGAGAUAGAUCAUAAAUACAAUAUAUUUAAUUGUAUGUACGGAAGGAACCGAUGGCCGAAGGAAAAGGUUCAAUUUGUUCAAGUACCGGACACAGCAUUGGUUGUAGAAACUUGUAGGAGCAGUUUCUCCAGUGGAGCAAGUACUCAGAUUUCGAGCACUUCGACGGAGGAAUGUUGAUACAUAUCCAUGACGUUCCUUAGAGUUUGAUGUUCGUUUGAAAAGUAGUUUUUUAGUAAUGUCUUUUAUAAAGUACUUAACACGCAAUUAUAAUUGUAUAUCAUUUUAAAAUUGUUUUUUUGUGAAAGAAUUUCAGAUAAGAUGUUGAUAGAUAGAGACUGAACGAAAAGCUUAAUUGUAUAAGAUGGUUAAAAAAAAUGGUCAAAUAAUUUAAAAAUAUGUAGUUCUUAAAUAAUUUUCUAAAAAGAUAAAAAUCAAUGUUCAAAAUUAGAAGAAAUGGGCAAAAUGAGAAUGGGCAAAAUUUCUAUUUCAAGUUUUGAUUUUUCAUUUUUCUUUUUAAACUUUUUGUAAAUAAAUAAAAUUUGUUUUUAUUUUUUCUUUCAACAAAAGUUUUAAGAAAAGUGAUAGUUAUAAUAGACAUAUUUGUUUUGUUUAUUUUAAUGUAUACUAUAUGUCUUCAAAUUAUUUGACUUAUUUUUUUAGAUCUUGCAAUAUUGAUAAUUAUAAUUGAUUAUAUGAGAUAAUGUUUUAAUAAUUCCUCUAACGAAUUUUUAAAUAAUCACAAUAAGACAAGAAAUAUAUCAAGGAUCGUGAAUUACAUAUGAAAUACACAGAUAAAUUUGUGUAAAGCAAACCGUUAUGUUUGUUUCAUCAAUUUUUCAUUUCAUUUUUAAGAUGAGAUAUCAUUAGUAUUACAUAUAUAUGUAUAAGUUAUUUGAUAUAUACGUAACAUUUAAUUACGUAAUUUAUAGAAUUAAAUUAAUAAUAUUAUCGAUGAGGCUGUAUCAAAGAUAAAUAGGUUCUUUUUUUAUUCAAGUGGUGACAUAUUUUUCAUCACAACAUUUAUAAAAUAAUACGUGCAAUUUCAUGCAUCAUUGUGUUCGCAUAAACAAUUACUAAAACAUAAUAAUAGUUAUAAUAAAAAUAAUGCUUAUAGAUUACAAUAGAGAGGCCAUAAGUAUUGAUUGAUCUAGUCGAUUUAAAUCUACUAGGAUAAUAGUAUAAUAAGUUCCAACAUCUCUUUAUUCUUCCAUUAAAUGAAUUAGUUUCACUUAUAUACUUCACUUGCUUUUUUAUCUAAUUGUAAAUAGAUUAAUAUUUAUUAGUUAUAAAUUUUUCCAUUUAUUUAUAUAUAUAUAUAUAAGUCAUAAUAGAUAUCUAACAAUAAUUUUCGUCCAUAUUAAAUUUAUAAUAAUAUAUUUAAAAUUUGAAAUUUGUCUAUAAACUUAAAAUCAUAACUUGACUCAAUACGACUGGUUUAACCAAUAUUUAUGAACUUCAGUGUAAUAUGUAUGAGUAUAAAAAAUGUACUUGUGGUCUCUACUUGAUUAUUGGAUAAUAUAAUUAAGUCAUUUCACACCAUUACAUGCGUGACGACAAUAUUAUCACGUGAAUAAUAUUGUGCGAUGCGUAAAACAUUAUAUUACUUUUGCGCAUUGAAUAACAUUUUAUUGAAAUAUUUGGCGUAAUUUAGCGAGGAACUAUUCAACGACACUUAAGCGUAUAACAUUUGAACUAUUUAUUAUUGAUAAAUUUUUCAAAGUAUUUUCGUAAAUAAAUAUAUGUAUAUAAAACAUAUAUGCAUACACAUCUUUAAAUAUAUUAUACAAACAAUAAUAAUAUUUCAUAAAUCUAUUGAGCCUUGAAGUAUCAAGGAUGGUUUACCGACUAUUUUGUACAUUACAAAUAAAAAAUCUUUUUUAUUUAUAUUAAAUAAUUUGUACAUAAAAAAAAUAGUAUAAUGAUAAAUCUAUCAUAUACCGCAUAUUACACGAUGGUUCGUGUAUAUAUGUUCGAACUUGUAUUUUUGUAUGAAAACACAUAAACAUAUGUAUAUUUAACAAGUUGUUUUUUAAUAAUAUAACAAUAAAUAAAAAUUUAUUUUGGGCUUCUUUUAUCAAAAAAUAAUUCUACAA